AUGACUCAACUGAUCAACUACAACGCACUCAAUGAUUUUCUGGACAAUCAGACUGAUGACAUUUCUUCAAUAUAUCAGUGGUAUGAGAGACUUUCAGAGUAUGACCUCGAAGGUACAGAAUCUCCAGCAGAAUUGGAAACAUUAUUUCAUGCUAUGAAAUUUCUAAUGAGUUUCUCGUUCACUGCCGCUGAAGAGUUAAGAGAAGUAGCUGAGCGCGAAGCUGCAGCAAUGGCCGAGAAGGAGGAGGCUUGGGAGGAGCAGAAAAUUGCAUUGAAGGUGAAUGUCUCGAAAAAAUUGGAGAAACCCAAGCUAUACUGA
Strongylus vulgaris is the source of this 318-nucleotide messenger RNA. Lineage: Eukaryota; Metazoa; Nematoda; Chromadorea; Rhabditida; Strongylidae. The record is from the annotation of a GenBank genome assembly.